Messenger RNA from Boeremia exigua, 1608 nucleotides. RefSeq lists its product as uncharacterized. NCBI's taxonomy places the organism in Eukaryota, Fungi, Ascomycota, Dothideomycetes, Pleosporales, Didymellaceae. The transcript is spliced from 3 exons. The coding region runs from base 494 to 1570 and encodes 358 amino acids. The record is from RefSeq and is a predicted model, not a curated record.
CAAUAAUCGAUAAGGACGGUAUGAGACUCGCUGCGCUGCGCUUCGUGCCGCAGCAGAUCUGCGCUGGGUUCCUCCCGCGUUGCGGCCGUACUGUACGGGUCAUGCUCCAGCCUUCAGUUUGUUGGUUGUUUUCAGAGCUCAACCAAGCGGGCCAUCUAUAGCUCAUUUGCGAUAACGCACGCCGCGUCGGUAUAACGAAUUGACCGGACACUGCCCCCUCUGCAUAGUUUUGAAACCCAUGUUGAUCUCAAGGCAGCGCAAACAAUGGAACCCCAUUGUAGGUUAGCGUUGCGCUGAUUGCUGGUGCAUCUUUUCGAGGCUGUGAUGAAAGUCGAUGAGAGAUGUCUAUAAGAUACUUGAGGGAACACAGGGGAUGAAACAACGACUCAAACAUUCCUCAACACCCACUAUCUGCUAGAGUCGAACGAGCGACCUGCCCUUUUCACUUCAUCAUCGCAACUCGAACAAGUCUUGGUCCCGGCAAUUCAUCACCAUGGUCGCGCCCACCCGUCCUGCAAAGAAUGGCUUCAAUGCCUGGGCCCGCAAGGUCUACAACCCACUCGGCUUCAGCAAAGCCUAUAACUUCGUCCUAUACUUCAUCUUCGCUGGCGCACUCUUCGGCUUCGCGCUAGCACGCUUCAUGUACAUCAACUUCAGUGGACACUUUUGCCCCGAAAAUCCCCAAGGAGGAAACUCUGCUGCGCCUGGAGAGUGCUACUAUUACCAAACGUUUACCCGCGAUAAGGUCGGAAUCAUUCUUCAUCUCGCUGGCAUCAUGCCUGCCAGCCUUCUCGUCUGUGUGCAGUUCACACCGUUCAUCCGUCAUAAGUGGAUUCUCAUUCACCGUAUAUCGGGAUACCUAGCUGUCCUGCUAUACGUUGUGAGCCUUGUCGGUGCCCUCAUGAUUGCCCAUAUGGCAUUUGGUGGGGGCAUAGAUAUACAAGUCUGGAUCGGCUUUGUGGGCAUCGGUGUGCUCGUCUGCUUCGUCUUGUCUAUCAUCAAUGUCAAGAGGUUACAAAUCGAGCAACAUCGUGCUUGGAUGCUCAGGGGCUGGUUCUACGCUGGCUCGAUUAUCACAAACCGAUUCAUUAUGAUCAUCGCAGCGCUGAUCUUAUCGGGCAAAGGUCACCACGUUGUUUGGCCCUGUGCGAAGAUUGCUUUCGCGAUUGGUGAUGACAAUGACAACUUCUUGUCUGAAUACCCUGCUUGUGCAUCAUAUGCAGAUGGCAGCAAUCCCGACCAGGUGUCCGCAGUUCUUGCGGAUAUGGACGGUACCUCUGCUGCUAAUGCAGGCGCAGCACUGGGCUUGAAUUUUGGUAUGGCGCUGUGGCUUGCAUUCUCGUUACAUGCGAUUGGUGUUGAGGUUUAUCUGCAUCUCACCCCAAGAGAGGCUGAGCGCUUGCGACAAGUCAGUUACACACGACAACUCGAAGCUGGAAUGCGCAAUCCCGGCUCUGCUGGGCUGACAGCUGACCGACUCGGCGACUCAGAACCAUGGAUGUCUGACGAUCAAAAGACGGACCACGAUACUGUGGAGAUGAAGGCUGGGGGCAGCGCAGCAACAGAAUGAUUUGAUUAUAGCAUACCAUUUAACAGUAAUAAUGAUAU